AUGAUCAAUAUGUUAUCUUAUAUCUUUCUUUCUUCUUUCGCACUUUAUUGUUUUGUUUCUUGCUCAGCUGCAGAUAUAAAAAAUAUUAGCACAGACAAAUCUUCUCUUCUAGCAUUUAAAUCUCUCAUUACUUCAGAUCCACAUGGUAUGUUGGCUAAUAAUUGGUCAACUUCAUCAUCUGUAUGCAAUUGGGUUGGUGUCACUUGUGAUAAUAAACACAAUAGAGUCCACAGUUUGAAUCUCGGAAGCAUGGGUCUUAGAGGCACUCUUUCUCCCAAUUUAGGGAAUUUGUCGUUCCUUGUUAUACUUGAUCUCUCCAACAAUCGUUUUGGUGGUAUGUUUCCUAAUGAGGUAUGUAGGUUACGCAGACUAAAGGUUCUUGAUUUCGGCUUUAACGGGUUUGUUGGAGAAAUUCCUAUGGCAUUGGGAGAAUUAUCACAGCUUCAACAAUUAAAUCUCAGUAUUAACCAUUUCAGUGGUUUUAUCCCUCCAUCUUUAUGCAACUUGUCUAAGUUAGAGUUCUUUAAUUUUGGAAAAAACUCCUUGGAAGGAACCAUUCCACCUGUAAUAGGACAACUUGGUCGACUGAAACUAUUGAUUCUUAGUUACAACAAGUUGUCGGGAUUCAUACCCAAAGAAAUCUCCAACAUAUCUUCACUUCAAGGAUUGUUUGUAGGUUCUAACUAUUUUUCAGGUCCAAUACCCGAGGAGAUUGGUUAUCUUGAUCAACUUGAGUAUCUAAUAUUGGCAUACAACAACUUUAGUGGGUCUAUUCCUUCCAAUUUCCUCAACAUAUCAUCACUCACAAACUUGCAGAUUGAACAUAAUAGUCUCUCAGCGAGUAUAUUCAACUUUUCUAACCUCGUUCAACUUGACUUGAGUGAGAAUGCAUUCAGUGGAACUUUUCCUAAUAUUGCCUUUGCAAAUUUAAGAUAUUUGAAAUAUCUAGAGUUAUCAAGCAAUCAUAUUCUAUCGAAUCUUCCCAAGUCAAUUGGAAACAUGACUUCAGUAACCUUUAUGGUAGAUUUUUGUGGAAUUGAUGGUAAUAUUCCCUUAGAAAUUGGAAACAUGAGCAAUUUGAUAUCUCUUUCUAUGGUUGGGAAUAAUAUAAAUGGCCCCAUACCUGGAACAUUCAAAGGGUUACAGAAACUUCAGAGAUUGGAAUUGAGCAACAAUGGUCUACAUGGAUCAUUUAUUGAUGAGCUUUGUGAAAUGAGGAGUUUAAUUGAUUUGUAUCUAUAUAAUACUACGCUUUCUGGUGUUUUACCAACAUGUUUGGGAAACAUGACUUUUCUUGAACAUUUAGACUUAGGAUAUAACAACUUGAACUCUAAGAUACCUUCCUCUCUUUGGAGUCUCACAGAUAUCUUAGAGAUAAAUUUGACCAAUAAUGCUUUCACUGGUAAUCUUCCACUUGAGAUUGGGAACUUAAGAGCAAUUGUACUAUUAGAUAUAUCAAGAAAUCUAAUUUCAGGCAAUAUUCCUACAACCAUUACUUUCUUAAAAACAAUGGAAAAUAUAUCCUUAGCACAUAACAAUCUGCAAGGGUCAAUUCCUUCAUCACUUGGUGACAUGGUAGGCUUGAUCUCCUUGGACUUGUCCCAAAAUAUGCUCACUGGUGUUAUUCCAAAAUCUUUAACGUCACUUUUGUAUCUUCAAAAUAUCAACUUCUCAUAUAAUAGUUUACAAGGAGAGAUUCCCGAUGGUGGACUUUUCAAAACUUUAACAGCCCAAUCUUUUAUUCAUAAUGAAGCUCUUUGCGGAAAUCCUCGCCUACAAGUGCCUCUAUGUGCUAAACAAGUUAGGAAAAUUUCAAGGAAAAAAAAAUUAUUACUCAAAUGCACAAUUCCCUUAGUUUUGCUAACCAUUUUUGUUAUUGCAUGCAUAAUACUCAUAAAACAUAAACGAAAAAAGGUUGAAAAUAAUCUUGAGAAAGGUUUAUCAACUUUAGGAGGUCAAAGAAGAAUUUCUUAUUAUGAACUUGUGCAAGCAACAAAUGGAUUCAAUGAGGGUAACUUACUUGGAAAGGGUGGAUUUGGCUCUGUGUAUCAGGGAAAACUUCUUGAUGGUGAGAUGAUUGCAGUUAAAGUUAUUGAUUUGCAGUCAGAGGAAAAAUCAAAAAGCUUUGAUGCAGAAUGUAAUUCAAUGAGAAAUCUACGACAUCGAAAUCUGGUUAAGAUUAUCAGCAGUUGUUCAAAUCUCGAUUUCAAAUCAUUGGUGAUGGAGUUCAUGUCAAAUGGAAGUGUAGACAAAUGGUUAUAUUCAGAUAACUAUUGCUUAAAUUUCUUGCAAAGGUUAAAUAUAAUGAUAGAUGUUGCAUCUGCAUUGGAAUAUCUGCAUCAUGGUUCUUCAAUACCAGUGGUUCAUUGUGAUCUAAAGCCUACUAAUGUGUUGUUGGAUGAAAAUAUGGUUGCACAUGUUAGCGAUUUUGGUAUUGCAAAGCUCAUGGAUGAAGGACAAUCUAAAACUCAUACAAACACUUUGGCUACUAUUGGAUACCUUGCACCAGAGUAUGGAUCUGAGGGAAUUGUUUCUGUCAAAGGGGAUGUGUACAGCUAUGGGAUAAUGUUAAUGGAAAUAUUCACAAGAAGAAAACCUACAGAUGAUAUGUUUGUUGGAGAUCUAAGUUUGAAAACAUGGAUCGGUGAAUCAUUGUCUGGUUUAAUUUUGGAGGUUUUGGAUUCUAAUUUAGUCCAACAAAAUGGAGAACAAAUGGAUAACAUAUUGACACACAUGUCAUCUAUCUUUGGUUUAGCCCUGAAUUGUUGUGAACAUUCACCUGCAGCAAGAAUCAAUAUGGCAGAUGUUAAAGCAACGUUAAUCAAACUCAAGACUUUAAUUUUUGGCAGAAGUGCGACCUAG
This is a messenger RNA of Vicia faba (fava bean), 2862 nucleotides long. Lineage: Eukaryota; Viridiplantae; Streptophyta; Magnoliopsida; Fabales; Fabaceae. The record is from the annotation of a GenBank genome assembly.